This is a messenger RNA of Emiliania huxleyi CCMP1516, 1265 nucleotides long. RefSeq lists its product as hypothetical. The transcript is spliced from 14 exons. The record is from RefSeq and is a predicted model, not a curated record. The annotation marks the transcript as partial. Lineage: Eukaryota; Haptophyta; Isochrysidales; Noelaerhabdaceae.
CGCGACAAACAGCGCGACAAAGCAUGGGACUCGGCCAAAACCUCGCUCUUGGCGUCGGGGUAGUGACGCUGGGGACGGUGUACGUGCUGCUGCACGAGGCGCGGCGGAAGGCGAAGAAGCGCGCUGCUGCGGAGCGCGACCAGCCCAUCGCCAAGGAGCUGCUGCUGCAGAUCCUGCACAAGGCGGCGGAGCACAGCAAGUCGGUCAUCCAGCGGAUUCGCGUCGAGGUUGGCAAGAUCAAAGAGUCGCGCAAUCUCUCCGACGAGCAGGCCUCGAUGCUCUUCCAGCAGAACUUCGAGCACUCCCUCGAGCAGCUGAUCGGCGCCAUCCGCGGACAGUACGGCGUCUCGGAAAAGGCCAUGGACGCCAGCUUCAAGCUGCACCAGGCCGACCCGCAGGUCCAGGCCGCGAUCCAGGGGAUGCGCCUCUCUGCAGAGGCGAACGGCGGCGGCGGCGGCGGCGGCGGCCGCGGCGGCGGCGGCGGCGCGCGCGCGCGGGCGAGCGGCGGCGGUCGCGGGCGCAGCAGCGCGGGGCAGGGGGGGAGCGGGCGGGCGCGGAUAGAGGAGGUUGCGCCGCUGCCAGAGUCGCUCACUCGAGACCGGCUCAAGGAGGUGAUGACAUACAACGCGGUUCUUCUGGAGAAGGAGCUGCUGCCGAUCAAGGAGGCGGCGGCGCGGCAGCGGCAGUCCGGCACGCAGGUCCAAGUCGACCCGCGUGCGCUGGCGGCGGUGCAGGGCCGCAUCUCCGCGCAGGUGCAUGCAAAGUACGGCGUGACCGACGAGCAGGUGAUGGCGGCCGUGGAGAAGUUCGGCGCGCGCGACGACCCAGGCUUCAAGGCGAUCCUGCAGCGGAUCGCGCAGGCGCUCAACGGAGCCCUCGCCUGAGCCAGUCUCGACGGAGCCGUCGCUUCUCCCGCGCGGUCUCGCCCUCGCUUCUUCUGCUCUCCGAGCCGCCACGCAUCGUCCUCUCGUCUCGUCUCUGCUCUGCUGGUCGCAUAGCUCAGCACCCUCCCCCCGCGAGCCAAGCAGCGGCUCUGCCCUCCCCCUCUCCGCCUCUGUCAAAGUGCCGCCGCGCCCGGCUCGGAAAUAUUGCUGCCGUGCUGCUUUGAGCGAGCUGUCCCGUUUCAUCUCUAUCGCCUUGCAUCUCGGGGUCGGGUCUCUCAUAAUAUGUGCGCGUUUCUGCCUGCGGGCGGUCCACAGUGCAGUGCUGACUGCUCUGUGUCUGAAUCGGAACCGACUUUUGCACUAUACAUACUUUUUCUGCCA